Messenger RNA from Micropterus salmoides (largemouth bass), 2695 nucleotides. It is a transcript of the gene polr1f, whose product is annotated as RNA polymerase I subunit F. The transcript has 4 exons. NCBI's taxonomy places the organism in Eukaryota, Metazoa, Chordata, Actinopteri, Centrarchiformes, Centrarchidae. Gene Ontology annotation, biological process: DNA-templated transcription; DNA-templated transcription initiation. Gene Ontology annotation, cellular component: RNA polymerase I complex. Bases 34 to 1191 code for a protein of 385 amino acids. The record is from RefSeq and is a predicted model, not a curated record.
CCUGUCUUUGGUCUUCCGAUCUUGCCAAACAGCAUGGCGAACCUCGAGCAUGCUGAGGACAACCCAAAACAUGUGAAAAUGUCUGGUGACGUCUCCGCCGACAGUGCUGCAGUGCAGCCGGCCGAAGUGUGCUCUGCACCGGACAGAUACGCGGGCGCGGUCCCGUGCUCUAUCCCGUCGUUCGCAGCCGCCUCCGGGCUGCUGUCAGCGCCGUACUCGUGUCUGGUCAUGAACACGCACCGGAGACACAUCGGCCUGCCGCCCGUGUACCUGAAUAAGAAGAGGACAGGCAUACAGGAGGAGCUGGAAGCCGAGCUGCUCAAGUUCUCCGAGAGUCUAAAGGGAGUUCCCUUGGCUUAUGACAACAUCAGGAUUGUGGGCCAGCACGGAGACAUCUACGACGACAGCGGCUACAUCCACAUGAACAUAGAGGCCAACUUUGUUGUCUUUCAGCCCGAAAAAGGACAGAAACUGCUGGGAAAGGUGAAUAAACUAGGACCAAGCCAUGUGGGCUGCCUGGUGCACGGCUGCUUCAACGCCAGCAUCCCCAAACCCAACCUGGUUCCUAUGGAAACCUGGCGGGACGCAGGGCCCAGAAUUGGAGCAGAGAUCGUGUUUGAGGUGACUGCGCUUGACGCUGACGCUGUGGGAGUUCUGCUGAUCAGAGGACGACUGGAUAGGACUAGGGUGCAGGAGCUGCUGGCUAUGGGUGAGAGCUUAGAGUCCGGCGUCCCCACAGACGAGCCAGAACUACCAGAAACCGAACCAAACCUAGAACCCACUGAGGAGUCUCCUGUCGACACACCCAAGAAAAAGAAGAAGAAAAAGAAGGACAAAGUCAAAGAGGAGGAGACAGAAGAGGAGGUCACAAGUACCCCCUCCUGCCACUUGGAUGGCAGCACAACACCAGAGCUGAACGGAACAAUGGUUGAAGCAAAUGGCGAUGAAGCUCUUGAAAAAAAGAAGAAGAAGAAGAAGAAAAAGGAAAAACACCUGAAAGAAGAGGAGGAAGAGGUUGAGGUCUCUCCCAUGGGCGUCAACGGCAGUGACUCCAGCGGUUACCUUAGUGACCAGCCAAGCAAAAAGAGAAAACACGAAACUGGUAAAGAUGUCAUAUCUAGUUUUAUUGAGGAUCCUGAACCACCCAAAUCCAAGAAGAAGAGGAAAAGUGGCAUUGAGCAGUUUGCCUGAAAGGUUGAUCAUAUUCUGUAUAAUAAUUGAAGGGAUACAACAUUCAUAACAAGAAUGGUUCAGGAGGAAUCUACUGAUGUGCCUUUAGGGGUAAUUCUGCUAUACUUAAACCUGGGCUCUAUAUUGACAUAUUUUGGGGUCUAUAUGACUAAAAGUUUUGGAAUUUGGGCCAGCAUGUCGUCUCAGCAGGCAGCCGCAAUUUGUGCAGCACGGGGUGCAAUGUUUUCUUUUGGUGCCAUUGCUCCCGUCAAAAGUAGGUCCACUGAUGUGCUUGAUUGUUUUUCUACGUGUCUGAUAACAUCCCUACUGAGAUGUAUCUUUUUGUUAAAGAGUAAGAAGAACUCUCGCAAGACUUCUGUUUCUGGUUAAACAAAAAAGGUCCAUCUCUGUAGGAAUCUGUUCAUUAAUGUUGUCAGACACUUUGAAAAACAUUCUGAGCCUGUCUGUGCCAACAACAAAUUAAUUUUUUUUCAGUGUGCAUUGCCCCCAAGGAUUUUGUUGCAGCCAUUGCAGCUUGUUUCACAGCUGCCUGUUGAGGCGAUCUAUUGGACCGAUUCCAAAACCUUUUAUAAAAAAUAGGGCCCAGGAAUUACCCUUUACCCUACAAUUUUUAGUAAGCAGGAUUUCUGGUGCAUUCUACUGAGCUAGUCUAAAAUCAUUUAUACAGAGGGUCAGACUUGCAAAAGGAGUCUUUUUACUGGUCACAUGAAUUUUGUGGAAAAGCGCAUGAGAGGAUAAAAGCAGACUCAACAGAUCAGGACCUCAUUGAACUGCAGUUUCCUUCCACUGCCUGACGGUGGAGCAAAACUUCUUCUUACAUCCACACGGGGACACAAAAACAUGUGAAACCCUGUCAACUUCACAUAUUAAACGUGUUGCUGAGACUAAGAAGGCCAGGUUUUUGCUUUGAAUUUAUGGAACCAAAUGGGACAAAGAUGAAUUGAUAUUAACUCUCUACAUACUGUAGUACAUUUCCUCUUGCCUGGAUGCUGAAGGAGGAUGUAAUAUAAGAAAUGUCUCUCUUCUCUUGCCUUGUGUGCCUCUGCAGUCUUUGAAAGGGCUGUCUUAAUAAUUACUGGAAUAGAAGGAGAUUGUAUGUUUACUACCAAAUAUUUGCAAUAUUCACUCAGCAUCCUAGAAGUGCAUCAUGCACAGUGGGAAAAACAGUGCAGUCAUGAGUUAUCCUGUCAUCCUUCAGUUCUGCGUUGACAGUUUUCCACAUGUAGGUGUGUUGUCUCAUCCCAAUUAAAGAGCUCUAUAUUUUGAAAUGUUUACCCUUUGAUCACAUAGUCAAACCUAUUUUUGAAAAUGAAGGGGACCUGUGAAACCCUGUAGUUUGAACAUCUACAACAUUGCUUUGAUUUUCAUUAUUUGGAAAAUAUAUCCCUGUAAUGAUUAUUAAUAUGAAGAUUUCUAUUUUUUCGUGGCAAAUUCCCACCUACAACAAACUCUUUUAUGCUGACCAAUGGGUGUCAAGUGAUAAAGUGCUGAGAGACAGCCUAAA